Molecule: messenger RNA, 929 nt
Organism: Amaranthus tricolor (Joseph's coat)
Lineage: Eukaryota; Viridiplantae; Streptophyta; Magnoliopsida; Caryophyllales; Amaranthaceae
Product: 60S ribosomal protein L28-2-like
Exons: 4
Coding region: 242-691 (149 amino acids)
Biological process (GO): translation
Cellular component (GO): ribosome; cytosolic large ribosomal subunit
Molecular function (GO): structural constituent of ribosome
Source: RefSeq, a predicted model, not a curated record
CACAUUUGUAAAGAAGAGAAAAAAGUAGCAUUAAAAAGACUACUUGAACCCAGCCCAAAAUCUGAUUGUGUUAAUCGUUGGAAGCCCAAAAGCCGGUAAAGAAAACAAAGGCUAGGGUUUUGUUGAGAAGAUCAAUAUAAAACCUUAAUCUGUCGACCGUCAAUCUCUUUUUUUGUGAUCUCUCCUAUACCCUAAACGACUAUACUACACAGAUCGCCUCUUCGGAGCUUAGGAGAAGAAAAUGGCCAUAGUACCAGGAGCCUUGGUAUGGGAAAUUGUGAAGAAGAACAACUGUUUUUUGGUUAAGGAGUUCGGUAAUGGUACUGCUAAGGUUCAGUUCAGCAAGGAGGGCAACAAUCUGUACAAUACUCACUCCUACAAGUAUUCUGGUCUUGCCAACACCAAGACUGUAUCUGUCCAGCCCGGAGGCAAAGACUCUGUUGUUCUUUCUACAACAAAGACCAGGAAGCAGAACAAGCCUGCUAGUCUUCAACACAAGUCUGUCAUGAAGAAGGAUUUCAGCAGGAUGGUCAAGGCUGUCAAUAACCAGGUUGCUGAUAACUACUACAGGCCUGACUUGAAGAAAGCGGCCCUAGCUAGGUUAAGCGUUGUGAACAGGAGCCUUCAAGUUGUGAAGUCUGGUGUCAAGAAGAGGAACAGGCAGGCACCAAAGGUCCGUGGCAGGAAAUGAACUAAUUAGGUGUUGAAAUUUUGUCAUACACUCCGAUAGUAGUGUCUUCGUAUCGACUUGUUUGAAUUUAUAUCCUAUUUUGGGCUUCUUUGUAGCUUUUAUUGUUUUUGAGACUUUUUGCGUGAUAAUGAGGUUCUUUAGACUCCUGCUGCUUUGUUACUCCCACCCAGAAAAUUUGUAUUAUCCGACCAGAUUUGUUAUAUUAGUUGCUUUUAAUUUGCUAUUGUCAUUUUCCUAA